CACUAUUUCUCCAUUCCACUCUAGUGCAACAAGUUGAACAAUUGCCGCAUCGUUUUUUAUAGCAAAUCAAACGGUGCAAGAACAAAGUUCAAUUGACAAAGUAAUAGAUAAUUAGGUAAAAAGUGAAAAACGAAUCCAAUCGAAUUACGACUGUGCAAUGUCGGCAACGAGAUUUCUGAGUGCCGUUGGCCAAAUUUCGCGACAACAAUUGCUGCACAAUAAGUGCACGAGAGCCCUGCCCGUUUCGGCCCAUCUUCUCCAGAACCGCCGCCUUAUGUCCACGACUCCCGCUCCGGUGGCCAACAAGCACCUCCACACCAAGGUGGUCAAUGGAGUGCUGGUCAUCAAGAUAGACUCCCCCAAUGCCAAGGUCAAUUCCCUGGGCACCGAGGUGAGCGACGAGUUCGAGCGAGUGAUCAAGGACCUGGAGACAAAUCCUGCUGUCAGUUCGGCCGUUCUGAUCUCGGGUAAACCGGGAUGCUUUGUGGCUGGAGCCGACAUUGGAAUGCUGGAGGCCUGCCAGACUGCGGAAGAGGCCACUCUGAUCUCCCACGGCGCCCAGGUGAUGUUCGACCGAAUGGAGCGCAGCAAGAAGCCCAUUGUGGCCGCCAUCAGUGGCGUCUGUCUGGGCGGAGGAUUGGAACUCGCCCUGGCCUGUCAUUACCGCAUCGCCACCAAGGAUAGCAAGACUAAGCUGGGUCUGCCGGAGGUCAUGUUGGGUCUCCUCCCCGGCGGUGGUGGAACUGUGCGUCUGCCCAAGCUCACCUCUGUGCCCACCGCUCUGGAUCUGGAGCUGACCGGCAAGCAGGUGCGCGCCGAUCGCGCCAAGCGAUUGGGAAUCGUGGAUCUGCUGGUGGAACCCCUCGGUCCUGGACUCCAGCCUGCGGAGCAGAACACCAUCGAGUAUCUGGAGAAGACCGCCGUCCAGGUGGCAAACGACCUGGCCAGUGGCAAACUUCGCGUAAACCGCGAAAAAGGCGGACUGGUCAACAAGAUUCAGUCCUUCGUUAUGGACACUGACUUUGUAAAGAACAAGAUCUUCGACACUGCCAGGAAGCAGGUGCUUAGAGCCUCCAAUGGUCUCUAUCCCGCUCCCCUGAAGAUCCUCGAUGUGAUCCGCGCUGGCGUGGAUAAGGGAUCCGAUGCAGGCUACGAGGCGGAGCGUAAGGGCUUUGGCGAUCUGUCGGCCACCCCCGAGUCCAAGGGUUUGAUUUCCCUCUUCCGUGGCCAAACUGAGUGCAAGAAGAACCGAUUCGGCAAGCCAGAGCGUCCGGUCAAGACUGUCGGUGUUCUGGGAGCUGGCCUGAUGGGCGCCGGAAUCGUUCAGGUCUCCGUCGACAAGGGCUACCAGGUGGUGAUGAAGGAUGCCACCGAGGCGGGUCUGGCUCGCGGUAUUGGUCAGGUGCAGAAGGGUCUAGAGACGGCCGUGAAGCGCAAGCGGAUCUCUGCACUGGAACGCGAUCAGACUUUAGCCAGCCUGUUACCCACUCUUGAUUACAACGACUUCAAGAACGCGGACAUCAUUAUCGAAGCUGUGUUCGAAGACAUUAAGGUCAAGCACAACGUGAUCAAGGAGUUGGAGGCAGUUGUUCCCAAGCACUGCGUCAUUGCCACCAACACCAGCGCCAUCCCCAUUACCGAUAUUGCUGCCGGUAGCUCACGGCCCGAGAAAGUUGUCGGCAUGCACUACUUCUCUCCCGUGGACAAGAUGCAGCUGCUGGAGAUUAUCACCCACCCAGGCACCUCCAAGGACACCAUUGCCCAGGCCGUGGCUGUCGGCCUGAAGCAAGGCAAGGUCGUCAUCACCGUAGGAGACGGACCCGGAUUCUACACCACCCGCAUCCUAGCCCCUAUGCUGUCGGAGGCCAUAAGACUGCUGCAGGAAGGCGUGGAUCCCAAGGAUCUAGACCAGUACAUGAAGAAGUUUGGUUUUCCCGUGGGCGCUGCAACCCUUGCCGAUGAGGUUGGCAUUGAUGUGGGCUCCCACAUUGCCGGGAACCUGGGGAAGGCGUUCGGUGAUCGCUUUAGCGGAGGCAAUUUGGAAGUGAUGAACGAUCUGGUGUUGGCCGGUUUCCUGGGACGCAAAUCCGGAAAGGGCAUCUUCCUGUACGAUGGCCAGAAGAGAGGAACUCGUCCGGUGAACAACGAUGCUCUUGAGAUCAUCAAGCAGAAGUACAGCCUAGUAUCAAAGGGAGCCAACACCCCCGAGGAUCUGACGCUGCGAAUGGUGUCGCGUUUCGUCAACGAGGCUGUGCUGUGUCUGGAGGAUAAGAUUUUGGUCAGUCCGCUGGAGGGCGAUGUGGGCGCCGUUUUCGGCCUGGGCUUCCCGCCAUUCUCCGGGGGACCCUUCCGCUGGGUCGACCAGUACGGAGCAGGCAAGCUGGUCAGCAAGAUGCAGUCCUAUGCCGAGCUGUACGGAACCCCCUUCAAGCCCGCCCAGACUCUGCUGGACAUGGCCAAGGAUCCGGCGAAGAAGUUCUACCCCAAGACUGGCUCCUCAAAGUUGUAGAUCCGAUCCAAUCCGAUCCCAGCCUCCGAUAAAGCCGCCAACAAAAAUUAGCUUUUAGUGCGAAGAAAGGGACAAGGUUUGUCCUAGUGCAUUUCUCUCAGAAGGAGAGCAUUUGUGGUGCACCCGCUCCCUAGAAAAUGGGGCAAGGCCCCUUGUGAAACAUCCUUUGUUGAAGUUGUCGAGUUUAUAAAUUAAAGUUUACCGUGUAAUUUUCCAUA
Messenger RNA from Drosophila rhopaloa, 2727 nucleotides. It is a transcript of the gene Mtpalpha, whose product is annotated as trifunctional enzyme subunit alpha, mitochondrial. Gene Ontology annotation, molecular function: enoyl-CoA hydratase activity; long-chain (3S)-3-hydroxyacyl-CoA dehydrogenase (NAD+) activity; NAD+ binding. Gene Ontology annotation, cellular component: mitochondrion; mitochondrial fatty acid beta-oxidation multienzyme complex. Bases 158 to 2509 code for a protein of 783 amino acids. Gene Ontology annotation, biological process: fatty acid beta-oxidation. The transcript has 5 exons. Lineage: Eukaryota; Metazoa; Arthropoda; Insecta; Diptera; Drosophilidae. The record is from RefSeq and is a predicted model, not a curated record.